This is a messenger RNA of Conger conger (European conger), 575 nucleotides long. Its product is annotated as fatty acid-binding protein, intestinal-like. Gene Ontology annotation, biological process: fatty acid transport. Gene Ontology annotation, molecular function: fatty acid binding. Lineage: Eukaryota; Metazoa; Chordata; Actinopteri; Anguilliformes; Congridae. The transcript is spliced from 4 exons. The coding region runs from base 36 to 437 and encodes 133 amino acids. The record is from RefSeq and is a predicted model, not a curated record. Gene Ontology annotation, cellular component: cytosol; nucleus.
ACCAAUUAAAGCCACAGGCCAAGAAAACCGCCAUUAUGAUGUUCAACGGCACCUGGAAAGCAGACCGCGGCGAGAACAUUGACCAGUUCAUGGAGAAGAUGGGUGUUAAUGCUAUGAUGAGGAAGCUCGCUGAAAACAACAAACUGGAAAUCACGAUCGCGCAGACCGAUGACGUGACGUUCAAGGUGACGGAACCGAGCAUCCUCCGCAAGAGAGAGAACGAGUUCAGCCUCGGCGUCCCUUUCGAUUUCACCAUGGCCGACGGGACUGACGUCUCUGGAUACUGGGUCAUGGAAGGACACACUAUGAAAGGGACAUUUACCAGGAAAGACAAUGGGAAGAUACUGACUAUCAUCAGGGAAAUAGUUGGAGAUGAACUGGUACAGAGCUUCAACUACGAUGGGGUGGACGCCAAGAGGUUUUUCAAGAAGGUCUAAGAAGAGUCCCUCUUCGGAACCGGUCAAAAGAACGGGCCAAAGUUUCGGAGGCGGAUUUACCCUGCAGCUACACCGUUGCGCUGCAACGGAGCGGGGUGGGCGGGCUUCUGUAACAACGGGUCUUCUGAUUGGCUGCAA